Eubalaena glacialis (North Atlantic right whale) is the source of this 587-nucleotide messenger RNA. RefSeq names its product cytochrome c oxidase assembly factor 6 homolog. NCBI's taxonomy places the organism in Eukaryota, Metazoa, Chordata, Mammalia, Artiodactyla, Balaenidae. The coding region runs from base 157 to 396 and encodes 79 amino acids. Gene Ontology annotation, biological process: respiratory chain complex IV assembly. The record is from RefSeq and is a predicted model, not a curated record. The transcript is spliced from 3 exons. Gene Ontology annotation, cellular component: respiratory chain complex IV; mitochondrion.
CUACGCCGCUUGGGCUCAAGCGGGCGAGGCGACAGUGCGGCGCCAGUCCUCGGCCCCGCGCCCUUCUUUCUCGGUCGUUGGGCUGCGUGACUCUCCUCCCGUCGGCGCCGAAGGGAGCCUGGUUCUGGGCGGGCGGAGAGCUUGAGCCCACUAGGAAUGGCAGCCCCAUCUAUGAAAGAAAGGCAGGCUUGCUGGGGAGCCCGGGAUGAGUACUGGAAGUGUUUAGAUGAGAACACAGAGGACGCCUCUCAGUGCAAGAAGUUAAGAAGCUCAUUUGAAUCAAGUUGUCCCCAACAGUGGAUAAAAUAUUUUGAUAAAAGAAGAGACUACUUAAAAUUCAAAGAAAAAUUUGAAGCAGGAGAGUUCCAGCCUCUGAAAACGGCCGCAAAGUCCUAGGCUGUUCCUGAACAUUUCAGAAAGGUUGAAAUUAUUUUUUCUGGACAUUCAGAAAUGCUCUGUGGGACAACAGUAAUCUGAAUGAUGGCAAACACCAGUGCUUGUUCCAUAUAUACAACUCUUAAUUUAAAUGGUCAAGUAACAAGAUUCCAUUUUUCAAAAGACAGACUUGAAAUAAAAUGGUAUGAAAU